CAAUCCGACUCUGAACAACAGUCUGAAUUCCACAAUUCCGACUCGACAACCGACAAGAUGUCGUCCCAAGAAAGCCCUCUCGCGAAUAUGUACAUUCCCAACAACCAGUGGCGCUAUGCUCGUGCCUGUAUGGUUUGUUCUAUCAUCAUGACUUUAUCUGACUUCCGUUCACGAGGAUGUCCCAACUGUCCCUUCCUCGACAUGAAGGGUUCCUCCGAGGCGAUUGAGAAUUGCACGUCUAGCCAGUUCAACGACGUUCAUCUUGUCGUCCAACCCCAGAUUUCCUGGACCUCGAAGUGGAUGCGUCUUAAGGAUUUCGUCCCUGGCAUCUACGCUAUCAAGGUUAACGGAUCACUGCCUGACGACGUCAAGCAGAGUCUGCUUGAUGACAACCAUGCCAUCGUCCCCCGCGACGGCUCCGCCCAAGAUAUCGAUUAGGCUUCGAAUCAGGACGUAACACAGACAGCGGGAGGUAAUCAGGCCCUUAGUGCAUCGCGCCAAGCACGACGACGACGCCGCGUGCGAGCCCGUCGUCAACAAGACCAGACUCCUGCCACUCCUGCUGCCCCUGCCGCCCCUGCCGCCCCUGCCGCCUCAACACCCACCUCAGCUGAGACGGUUGCUGCAGCAGUCUCCGCUCCAGCACCCGCUACUCCUGAUAGUCACACCUAAGAGGGUUGUUUAGCAAUUCAACUCGACAAUGGAACGGCGGUAUGGGGUUAUAAGGUGGCCCGGCUCAACAAGGCCCCUCUAGGCGUCUCGGUAAUUCAGUUUUAGUCGUUUCGGUCGCAUAGCACGGUGUUUCGGGAAGGAACGCAAGGUCAAGCAAGAUCUUUGCUAUACCCAAAAUGGUUGAUUUAACCCUAGGAAAGGGGACUGGCAUGACAGGAAAAAUGGGAAAAGGCUCAUAGUUGAUUCGAUUUGCAGAUUCAUAAGGACCGACUACUUAGGUCGGUAUCAUAAUUGAGUUACCUUGAUUUUCCCCUGA
Messenger RNA from Annulohypoxylon maeteangense, 988 nucleotides. Its product is annotated as transcription elongation factor spt-4. The record is from RefSeq and is a predicted model, not a curated record. The coding region runs from base 58 to 438 and encodes 126 amino acids. Gene Ontology annotation, biological process: regulation of transcription elongation by RNA polymerase II; positive regulation of DNA-templated transcription, elongation; mRNA processing. The transcript has 3 exons. Gene Ontology annotation, molecular function: RNA polymerase II complex binding; zinc ion binding. Lineage: Eukaryota; Fungi; Ascomycota; Sordariomycetes; Xylariales; Hypoxylaceae. Gene Ontology annotation, cellular component: DSIF complex; nucleus.